GCGGGGCCGCCCGCGCUCCCCUGUCCCCGUGGCGGCGCGCGCGGGAGGAUGGAGCCGGUGGCGCUGGAGCGGUUCCCGAGCCCGGGAAAGGGCAGCGGCCUCCGUUCCCGCCGGCGGGUGCGGCCCGGCGAGCUGCUCUACCGCGCCGAGCCCUUCGCCUACGUCCUCACCAAGGAGCAGCUGGGCAGCCUGUGCGAGCGCUGCCUGCGCAGGAAUGAACAUCUGCACAGAUGCUCUCAAUGCAAGGUUGCUAAAUACUGUGGUAAAUCUUGUCAGAAAGAAGCUUGGCUGGACCACAAGCAGGAAUGCAGAUGUCUUAAGAGCAUCAAGCCGAAUUUUCCUCCAGACUCUGUCAGACUUGCUGGAAGAAUUGUUUUUAAACUACUCAGACAAUCAGUAUGCCUUUCUGAGAAGCUCUACUCUGUUGCUGAUCUUCAGUCAAAUAUUGAACGGUUAAGUGAAGAGAUGAAAGAUGGCCUCAGGCACCUUGCAGAGACAUUGCGACUGUAUUUGAAAACUGAGAUCCAGGAUGAGUCUCAGUUGCCACCUGCAAUUGACUUUUUUCAGAUCUUCACAAAAUUUGUGAAUACCAGACUGACGUGCUUGUGGAAACUAAACAAACUUCCACAGGCAGCAUUAUGAAUUCACAGAUCAGCCUUUUCCAUUAGAAAGAAAACAAAAGGAACCCCCCU
This is a messenger RNA of Empidonax traillii (willow flycatcher), 692 nucleotides long. It is a transcript of the gene SMYD3, whose product is annotated as SET and MYND domain containing 3. Gene Ontology annotation, cellular component: nucleus. The record is from RefSeq and is a predicted model, not a curated record. NCBI's taxonomy places the organism in Eukaryota, Metazoa, Chordata, Aves, Passeriformes, Tyrannidae. The transcript has 6 exons. Bases 49 to 642 code for a protein of 197 amino acids.